Molecule: messenger RNA, 3382 nt
Organism: Varanus komodoensis (Komodo dragon)
Lineage: Eukaryota; Metazoa; Chordata; Lepidosauria; Squamata; Varanidae
Gene: ADCK2
Product: aarF domain containing kinase 2
Exons: 8
Coding region: 607-2454 (615 amino acids)
Biological process (GO): protein phosphorylation
Cellular component (GO): mitochondrion
Molecular function (GO): ATP binding; protein kinase activity
Source: RefSeq, a predicted model, not a curated record
UUCGCAACGUUCGAGGCGCUCGCCCACCGCUUCUAUGGAACGCGACGCUCAUUGACAAGCAGAAGCCGCGGCGUCGGGGAGGCGGCGGCCCGCGCAGAGCCGCGGCCGUGGUUUGCUGCCGUGUGCUCGAAGGCGGCACAAGCCCCAGCCGCGCAGGAUGAGUCGGUCUCCGCGGAAGCGGCCAGCCUCGCAGGCGGGACGUGGUGAAUGAAAGGAGGGCUCCCCCGCGGUGAAGGAAGCCCCAGCGCGGCAGCGCAAGCCCGCCGUUAGCUAGCGCAGAGCCGCUUUGGGUGAGGCAGUACUGAUGCGGUUUGCAGCUCCAGGCGCGCUAGAAGUCGGCGCUUCUGGAUUCUGCGUUUGCUGAUCUGUGAAAGAUCUUAGGUUGAUGCCGCUUCCGGCCAAGGCCUUCUGUUAUGUAAAACAGAGUAUGCGGGAAUAUCACCUUUAAUCGCGGCGAUGCAAGGCGAGCUUUUUGUGCUCUCGACGGCCCCCGUUUUGGAGCGUCUGUUUCCACUUCUGGGGUUUACGAUGUCCAACGUUUUCCUUGGGGUCGAGAGCUCUGACGGUGUCCACCUCGCCCCUUGAUGCCUUCAUCUCUUCACCAAGAUGAUGGCCUAUUAUUGCUGCAAGGCCUGGACACUCCUGUCACGUGCCAGAAUUCUCGCCGCCAGGCGAUCUUUCUAUUUACUGAGCGAAUGGGGUAGGGCCCCAGUUAGACACCUCGCGAAGGAUGGUCAAAGCUGGUUCCCAUGCCGAGCUUUUGCGAAGAUCACUUUCGUGUGCUGGGGGAUUGGAGGACUGUCACAGGGGGUGAGGUGCAAUGGUGCAGCCUACAGAGAUGCCCAUAUCAUUGGAGAUGCCCUCUUUCCCAAAGGGAGUCUUUUUUCAGUUGCUUUCCUAAGGUGGACUUGGCUAGCCUUUUCUGUGGUGAUCCGAGCCUGUGUCCUUUUGCUGAAGUUCGGCCCAUUGGUUUUGUUGUAUCCCUUUACCUACUUGUCUCCCAGCUUCAUGUCGCUCUGGAUCCAUCUUCUGCUAAAGGUUACAGAGUCCUCUGGGCCCACGUAUAUCAAGCUGGGCCAAUGGGCCAGCACAAGACGGGACCUCUUUUCUGAAGAAUUUUGUGUCAAGUUCUCCAAGCUUCACAUCAAAGUGAUUCCUCAUCCUUGGGCUUACACAGAGUAUUCCCUGGGGAAAGCAUUUGGGGUGGGCUGGGAGAGAGUCUUCAGAUUUGAAAGCCAGGAGCCUGUUGGAUCUGGUUGCAUUGCCCAAGUAUACAAAGCCUACAUGGACCUUUCUGCUGUUGGAGAGCCAGUGCUGAAAGAACUCUCAAAGAACUCUGUGUUGGAUUCCACCUUGGAAACCUGGGAGGUCUCCAGCCUGAAGGGACUCCUCAGGUGGCUUUGGAAGAGGAAGCAUAAAGGUGUUUUGGAAGGAUAUGGUGGGAAUCAGUUGCAUCAUGAAGAUGGCUUUCGAGAAGGUGCCAGUCAGAAUUCUGUUUCUGGGAAUCCUAGCAAACUGCUCUCCUCUGCCAAAAGGGAUUGCCUUAUUCCAGUAGCCAUUAAGGUAUUGCAUCCUGGAUUAGUUCAUCAGGUCCAAAUGGAUCUGUUUCUAAUGAAGACUGGCAGUCGAUUCCUUGAGCUUCUCCCUGGAAUCAAGUGGCUUAGCCUGACAGAAAUUGUGGAAGAGUUUGAAAAACUCAUGAUUCAGCAGAUCGACUUGCACUAUGAAGCAAGAAACCUGGAAAACUUCCGCCUUAACUUCCGCGAUGUGGACUAUGUGAAAUUCCCCAUUCCCCUUCAUCCUUUUGUAACAAGAAACAUCUUAGUGGAAACCUUUGAGGAAAGCAAGCCCAUAUCCCACUAUCUGCACACUGAGGCCACAAUGGAGCUGCGGCAGAAAAUAGCCAAGAUGGGUAUGGACAUGCUUCUAAAGAUGGUGUUUGUGGAUAACUUUGUCCACGCUGAUCUGCACCCUGGGAAUAUCUUGGUCCAAGGAGGAAAGUGCUCCGUUGACUGCCUUGAGGACCGGGCAGCCUCUGCGGACCUGUUGGACAUGCUGGUUUUGGAGGUGCAGCCUCCUUGCUCCCCGCUCCGAUUGGUGGUUCUUGAUGCAGGAAUUAUAGCAGCGCUGCAGGGGACCGACUUUGCGAACUUACGGGCCGUCUUCACUGCUGUGGUACUGGGGCAGGGGGAAAGAGUGGCAGAGCUAAUCCUUCAUCACUCCAGAGCAAACCGGUGCAAGGAUGUGGAGAGGUUCAAAGCUGACAUGGCAGAGCUGGUGACAAAGGCCAGGCACAACACUAUCGCACUGGGGAAGCUUCAAGUCGCAAGCCUGCUGUCCAGUGUUUUCAAGUUAUUGAUGACCCAUCAGGUGAGAACAUGUGAAGUUGGAGAGCAACUUUGCCUCGGUCAUCUUUGCCAUUAUGGUUUUAGAAGGCCUUGGCCGCUCACUUGACCCUGAACUGGACAUCCUGAAGGCAGCUAAACCAUUUCUCCUCAAACCUUCAAGUUCCCUCCUUGAGUAGCAAGAGAUGCUUGCUACUCAGUAGCAAGAGAUACUCACAUUGGCAUAUGUGGGCCUUAGCUCAUAAGUUUACCUCUGAAGUGGUCUCCAACCUUACAUCGAAAGUUGAAAGAUUUAACCGAGGAGCACUGUUCUACUGAUUCAUACUGGGAUGGGCACCAUUCUCUCUCGAUCCUGAAACUGAGGUCUAAUCCCUUACAGCAGGAACAAGUUGUCCCCCAGAUGCCAUUGGACUGUGACUCCUGCCUGUCCCAGCCAGCAUAGCCAAUCAUGUGAAGGGUGCUGGGAAUUGCAGCCCAACAGGUGGAGGGGUGUGUCUUCCCCCGUCCCUGGCUUUUGGAAUGCUCCAUUUCAAGGGCACGUCUUCGCCACCAAGGGCUAUGCAAUCUCUCAGCAAAGCUUUCAGUGUAAAUUGUGACCUUGAUGGUGCUGGCUGCUGUAAGAAAACACCUCUGGAAAGGUGAUUCUUCUAGCCAGCUUGAAUCAUUUGCACCAGGCUUAAGGGAAUCAGCCCCAUUUUACAACUUCAGCAUUAAUCCUACUCCCUCUUCAAGAAAUGGAAAGGCAGAGAUAACUUCCUUGUCAGACUGUAUAUUCAUUCACUGGAAAGCAAAUCAUAGUCAAUUAAUAUCACUGUGGUACAUUAUAAGGAAACACCUUCCCUUUUUUUAAGCUCUUGUGCAAGACUGCCAGUUGCUCUAAAACACAUUGAGAAGAGGAUAUUUUUAAAAUUCUGUGCUGCCUUCAUUCAAAAAGCAUUGAGGGUAACCAAAACAUUUAUUUUUAUAAACAGAUGUACUUCUAUAUAUAAUUGAUAUUGAAGAACUUGGAUUGAAUAAUAAAUGGUUUUAUCGAGGAA